Molecule: messenger RNA, 2958 nt
Organism: Amblyraja radiata (thorny skate)
Lineage: Eukaryota; Metazoa; Chordata; Chondrichthyes; Rajiformes; Rajidae
Gene: plpp2a
Product: phospholipid phosphatase 2a
Exons: 7
Coding region: 280-1137 (285 amino acids)
Biological process (GO): phospholipid dephosphorylation; signal transduction; phospholipid metabolic process
Cellular component (GO): plasma membrane
Molecular function (GO): phosphatidate phosphatase activity
Source: RefSeq, a predicted model, not a curated record
CCUUCUUACUGGAAAGGGGGGGAGGAGAGAGAGAGAACAAAAGCAUAGUGGUUGCUGGCGAAGACACGGCAAUAUGAGUAGUCCUUGCUUCGCCGCGUCACGUCCAGCCCCUCUCCUGGCGAGAUUGACCAACAAACACUCUGACUAGGAAGUUGGGAGCAUUCAGGGAAAAGUCCAAACUCGUCCGCGGCGUUGCAGAUCGAGACAGGUAGUCGGAUUCCGGAAGAACUCGAAAUUCAGGUCCAGGAAAAGGAGAGAAUCUGAAGUUUUCAUCGCAGGAUGUUCGAGAAAAAGAAUAUUUUCGUGCUGGUGGAUUUGUUGUGCCUGGUUGUGGCAUCGUUACCAUUUGUCAUAUUGUCCUUGCAAGCAAAGCCAAGAAUACGAGGAUUCUACUGUGACGAUGACAGUAUCAAAUAUCCAUACAAGGGGGACACCAUAUCCCACUGGACAAUGGCAGCAGUUAUUAUUCCAUCCUGCAUCAUCAUUAUUAUUGUUGGAGAGGCAAUAAUGGUUCGGCUGAAGCAUCUGUACUCGAAAUCAGAGUUCAACAACUACGUAGCUGCCUUGUACAAAGUGGUGGGCACCUUCGUGUUUGGUGCGUUUGUAAGUCAAUCAUUGACUGACAUUGCUAAGUAUACCGUGGGACGCCUCCGUCCAAGUUUUCUGGAGCUGUGCAAGCCCAACAUGUCGCUGGUGGACUGUUCGCAGUAUGUCCAGCUGGACGUUUGUACGGGAUCCGACGUCGAUAUUACUGAGGCAAGGUUAUCAUUUUAUUCUGGGCACUCGUCAUUUGGAAUGUACUGCAUGGUGUUUCUUUCGCUGUACAUGCAGGUGCGUUUGAAGGGAAAAUGGGCCCGGCUUUUACGGCCAACCAUUCAGUUCUUUCUACUGGCCUUUGCUGUAUACGUGGGCUACACACGAGUCUCUGAUUACAGACACCACUGGAGCGAUGUACUGGCUGGAUUCCUCCAAGGAGCCAUUGUGGCAAUUUUAAUUGUCCGCUAUGUUUCAGAUUUCUACAAAAGUAGGCCUGAGAAUUUGGAGCAUUCAGAGGGUUCUGAGCCAGAGAGAAAACCCAACAUUCCCUUGACUGAAACGGAGCCGAUGAAUCACUAUGGCACGGGACACGUUCCCUGAUUCACCAGCGGAAAACCAUUCUUCCCACCCCCUGACAUCAACUCUGUGGUUUUCCAUCAAGCAUCAAAGGAUGAAUUCCUUCCUCUUAUAUCGUUCAAACUUUGUUCUGUUUGCUGUGUGUUGACACUCAAAGACUUGCUGGCUCUCUUGUGUGAAAGGACCUCUGGCUUGCUUAUCCGUGCUUGAGUUACUGAGGUUAGAUACCAAUAGGUUUGCAUUGUGCAGGUGAAGCGCCUUGCUAAAUCUCUCACAGCUUGCCAACAAUAACAGUGUAUAUUUGCCUCCUCUCCUGUCUUUAUAACUCCCCCACCCUCCCCCCUAAAGAUAUCAACUCCAUGUUACUGUCAAAAGAGUUUUGUACCGUUUAUGUAGAUCCAUAGGAGAAUCCCAUGCAUUCCCUUGGUGUCAGGCGCAAGGUCCUGAAUGCAAGAAGCUGGUUCAGGCUGGAGCCAUAUCUACAAAUGUUCGUGGACCACCCUAUCCUCUUUCCAUGAUCCCUCUGCUCUUUAUAUCACCUCUGCGGAGAGCUUGGGGGUGAGAUUAGCAACUUCUCCGCACUUGGGACGGCAACUUGGCUUCAGAGUAUUCAGAAUUCUUCUGUUAUCAUUUUUUCCAAUGCACAUUGAAAUAUCUUUCUCCCCCCCAUUCACCAUGACACUUCCUCCUGGGGUUCAGUAGGGGAAUGCCCCCUGUGAUUUUGGUCUUGACUAAAUUAGCUAAUCUCAUUUUGGGCAGUGUCUGUGUACAAUGAUUCAACUCACUGAUUCAGAGUAUCUGAUUGCAAUCUGGAUGUUUGUAUGCCCGGUAUUAGCCUCUACAAUCAGUUUCUCCCCUAUCCACCCUUCCCUCACAAGCAGAUACUCAAUCACAUCCAUCAAGAUUUAUUUUGGGAUAGAGCUUGAUAAAGCAGGAGCCAUGCUUGGUAUAACUCACUAGACAUCCUCUCCAUUGAAAGUUUAAAAGGCGAUUUUUAUUUUAAAUGCACUCGUUGACUUGGGUGCAGUUCUAAACAAGGUUAGUGGUGUUUGCAUUUGUAACCUCUAGUCAUUGCAUUCCCAUCUGGAAGCAGCUUUUGACACAUUACAUUCUUUUGCUCUGAAUCUUGUACCUCCCUCCCUUUUCCCACCCCCAACUGACAUAACGUCGUUGAGUCACAGAAAGCAAGAACGGAGAUUAAAUUUCUCCUUCUAAAGCAUUGACUGACUAAUCGAUGUAACUGGCAGUUCAAACAUAAGCAGAGAUGACAGAGAUGUUGAGAGAUUUAUUUGCUUUCUUAAUCAUGACAGGUUCUCACUUAAACGGUGUGCGCGUGUCUGUAAAUGUCAAUGCCUUUUGUAAUGUUGUCAGAACCUAGAGUUUGCUCCAUGCCGCCAUAUGUGUUACAUUCAGUUCCUAUGAAGCAGGUCUCUUUGAUUUAGACCAAAGUUUAGAUCAGCAGGAUUUGCUGCAAUUUUCGAACAUCCGUUGCGUGAGAUGCCUUUACUGUACAUCUCCAACGUGCUUAUGCAUGUUUCUAAAUAUUAAGCACAGUGGCAACGGAAUAACUGCUGGUAUCAAAUGCGAUGUUGCCAGGCAUUCUGACAUGUAUUUAGGUCAUGGCUCGGUCAACGAAUCACUUUACAGGAUGAGACUUUACAGGAUUUGAAACUCCGAAAACCAACGAAGGCUCGGAAAGCUAGCACUGUGAGAGCAAAAAACGUCCAUUGAACCCCGACCAACUUGGUCCUGCACCCAAGGAGGAAAGGGAGUACGGUAGACAAAAAUGCUGGAGAAACUCAGCGGGCGAGGCAGAAUCUAUGGAGCGAAGGAAACAGGCAACGU